Coccidioides posadasii C735 delta SOWgp is the source of this 775-nucleotide messenger RNA. NCBI's taxonomy places the organism in Eukaryota, Fungi, Ascomycota, Eurotiomycetes, Onygenales, Onygenaceae. The record is from RefSeq and is a predicted model, not a curated record.
GUUUGAAGGGUGAAAGCUGCUCGUUCGUCUCAAGUCCGACCCGACCGAAGCACAGGCUGGGGAACAUCCUGAUCUACGUCCGGUACAUUGAUACAUUUAUCUAUGCAGUAUUAAACUCAACGCAAAGUCGAGAAAGACAUUCAAAAGGGAACCAACCAACCAAUCUUCAAAAGCCACUAUGGAAGGACGAUGCCAAUGCUCCCAGGUCCGCUUUACCACUCCGCUGCCGAGGCCGCUUCAAAUCUACAUCUGCCACUGCACAGAAUGCCGACAUCAAUCUUCGUCCUCGUACGGUCUGACUGCCAUCUUUCCCCAGUUCGACAUUCCGGCGCCUCAAGCAGAUAGUGACAGCCCAGAUGCCACUCCGCCAGCGGGGAUAGGCUUGUACACGCGGCCCACUUUGUCCGGCAGGCAGCUUGAAUGCUUGUUUUGCAAAAAUUGCGGAUCUAGACUGAUGCAUAGGGCUCGGGGCGACAGGACAUUAAGCGUGAAAGCUGGGUGCUUGAUUGGUUUAAGUAAAGAGCUCAUGAAGGACGCGGUUCAUAUCUGGUGUAAAGAAGCGGUAACCGAGAUUCCGGACGGAGUGGAAAGGUUCGAGGAGGAACCAGAUGGCGGGUCUCUGCAGUAACUCAACCUUCGUUUGUGGGAUUGUGGGCCUGCAUGGUGACAAGCAUGCGAACAACAUGCUGCUAAACUAAAUGAAUAUGGGGUGGAAUAACGCGGGGUUCAAGGAGAGGAAUUCAGAUGUGUCGUCGUCGAGCAGUUGAAUCAAUGU